This is a messenger RNA of Miscanthus lutarioriparius, 1200 nucleotides long. The record is from the annotation of a GenBank genome assembly. Lineage: Eukaryota; Viridiplantae; Streptophyta; Magnoliopsida; Poales; Poaceae.
AUGGGCUCCAGAGUCCUUCAGUUAGACGUUCCUGCAGAUUCUGAGGCCUCUCCUAGGAGAAAUGUACCAGGGAGUGUAAGUAGCCCUCUCAUGAAUGGUGAAAAGAGUCUAUUUCGGAAUCAGAAUGCAGGGUUCACUGCACUUGCAAGUCCCGUGAGGAGAGAAAUUGGAAACAGAUCGUUGACAAGGUCCUUCUGUGUUGAUGACAAUGACUUGGAAGAUGGUAAGGCCUCAAAAGAAAGGGAGAGCUCUAUACAGUCACUCGGGCUCCCAAAGAUUCAGAAUCAGGCUUUCCUAUCUGGUCUGGCUUACUGUAUAUCAUCAUGCAGCAUGAUCUUAGUCAACAAAUUUGUUCUAUCUGGCUAUGGUUUCAAUGCUCCAGUAUUUUUGAUGUUAUACCAGAACAUUGUAUCAGUGACCAUAGUUUCUACACUAUCCCUGUCCGGUGCUGUUCCAACUGAACCAUUGACAUGGAAUCUAAUCAAAGUUUGGUUACCUGUGAAUAUCAUCUUUGUUGCAAUGCUGAUCACAAGCAUGUUUAGUUUGAAGUACAUUAAUGUUGCAAUGCUGACUAUAUUGAAGAAUGUCGCCAAUGUCCUGACUGCUUCUGGGGAAACUUAUUUUUUCAAGAAGCAGCAUGGUACUCAAGUUUGGAUUGCUCUUAUGUUGAUGAUAAUCUCUGCAGUUGCGGGAGGAAUAACGGAUCUGUCAUUCCAUGCUGUUGGAUAUAUCUGGCAGACCUUAAACUGUUUUCUGACGGCGUCAUAUUCGCUUACAUUGCGGCAUGUAAUGGACAGUGCUAAGCAAGCCACCAAGUCUGGGAAUUUGAAUGAGCUUUCAAUGGUGUUGCUGAAUAACGUUCUUUCACUGCCAUUGGGAAUUAUCCUUGUGCUUGGUUUGAAUGAAGUGGAGUAUCUUUUGGAGACACCUCUAUUAAGGAUGCCUGAGUUUUGGCUGGUCAUCACUGCCAGUGGAGUUUUGGGGCUUGGAAUCAGCUUUACUUCCAUGUGGUUUCUUCAUCAGACAAGUGCAACAACAUAUAGCAUUGUGGGCUCCUUAAACAAGAUCCCUCUUUCCAUUGCUGGAAUCGUUCUCUUCAACGUUCGUACAAGCAUGCAGAAUUCUUUGAGUAUUCUGUUUGGUCUAUUAGCAGGAGUAUUUUUCGCCAGGGCCAAAUUGCGAGAUAACUCGCCGACCUAG